AUCGCAAUCCAAAAAAAAAACCAGCACUGGUUGAUUCCGAAUCGUAACUCUCAAUACAAAAGAUCAUUAUCGCUUGCAGCAAACAUGACUACUGCAACUGUUGUAUCGAAGCCAAUCCCCGCUUUGGCGGAAGGCUGGUCUGCUGAGAAGGACUUCAAGCCGCUGAGCUCCAUCACCUCUUCAUCGCAGCGUACCAUUGAGCCCGUUGGCCCUCACUUCCUGGCCCACGCCCGCCGCGCAAGACACAAGCGCACCUUUUCCGAGGACGACCGUAUCCAGGCUCAGGAGAAGGCCAAGAAUAUUGAGAAGGAUGACGACGACGAUGUCAGCGAGCCCGAGGACCCUAUGAUGCUCCAGCGGGAGGCCAAGGACUGGAAGUCUCAAGAUCACUACCAAGUUCUGGGUCUUUCCAAGUACCGUUACAAGGCAACCGAAGACCAGAUCAAGCGUGCCCACCGUAAGAAGGUCCUCAAGCAUCACCCCGACAAGAAGGCUGCACUGGGUGCCACCGAAGACGACAACUUCUUCAAGUGCAUCCAGAAGGCUACUGAGGUGCUGCUCGACCCCGUCAAACGCCGCCAAUUCGACUCUGUCGACGAGAAGGCCGACGUCGAGCCCCCGUCCAAGAAGGACGCUUCUAAGAACUUCUACAAGCUGUGGAGUCGUGUCUUCAAGGCUGAGGCCCGAUUCAGCAAGACCCAACCCGUACCGUCGUUCGGUGGCGAGGAUGCGACAAAGGAGGAGGUAGAUGCUUUCUACAACUUCUGGUACAACUUCGACUCGUGGCGAUCAUUUGAAUACCUCGAUGAGGACGUGCCCGAUGACAACGAGAACCGUGACCAGAAGCGUCACAUGGAGCGCAAGAACACCAAUGCUCGCAAGAAGAAGAAGGCCGAAGACAACGCCCGUCUGCGCAAGAUGCUUGAUGAGUGCUCCGCUGGGGAUGAGCGCAUCAAGCGCUUCCGCCAACAAGCCAACGCCGCCAAAAACAAGAAGAAGUUUGAGAAGGAGGAGGCCGAGCGCAAGGCCAAGGAAGACGCCCGUCUGAAGAAGGAAGCUGAAGAGAAGGCGGCUAAGGAGGCUGAGGAGAAGGCCAAGACGGACCGUGAGGCUAACAAGAAGGCCAAGGAGGCUGCCAAGAACGCCGUCAAGAAGAACAAGCGUGUUCUCAAGGGCAGUGUCAAGGACGCAAACUACUUCUCCAGUGGUGGUGAUGCCAGUGCCAGCCAGAUCGACGCUGUAUUGGGUGAUGUCGAGACGGUCCAGGGCAAGGUUGACCCCGACGAGAUCGCGGCUCUGGCAGCCAAGCUGAACGGCCUCAAGGUUGCUGAUGAGAUCAAGGCCGUCUGGAAAGGCGAGGUCGAGAGACUGGUUGCCGCGGGCAAGCUGAAGGAUGGCGACUGCAAGUCCUUCAUUUAGAGAGGGGCACUUGCAGUUAGAUUGGACAUGCUUGCGGACACAUGUGGUAUGACUAGAUGAGAUAGACAGCGUUCUAUGAUUAGAUAGAUGAACGUACAUGAUUCCCCAAGAUAACGGUAUGACCCAUAUCCUGAAU
Molecule: messenger RNA, 1555 nt
Organism: Pseudomassariella vexata
Lineage: Eukaryota; Fungi; Ascomycota; Sordariomycetes; Amphisphaeriales; Pseudomassariaceae
Product: putative ribosome associated DnaJ chaperone Zuotin
Exons: 2
Coding region: 85-1419 (444 amino acids)
Biological process (GO): regulation of translational fidelity; 'de novo' cotranslational protein folding
Cellular component (GO): cytosol
Molecular function (GO): ribosome binding; Hsp70 protein binding
Source: RefSeq, a predicted model, not a curated record